GCCAGGGGUAGUCGAGGUCUAUGCUCAGCUCGUAAGCAACGCCACCAUAUUAUGAGGUGGCCUAGCGCAGGGUUUUUAUUUUUUAAAAAGGGGCCUUGUCUCGAAGUUGCUAAGAUUGUCUUUGACAUCAUCUGUCGCAUAUAAGGUGCGACUCUGAAUUCGUUUUUAUUGUGUUCAACAACAAUUUUUGGUUCCAUUAUAAUUGCUUAAUCCGUUUUAAUUUCCUUAUGAUCAAUGCUUAUAAGAAGACCAGAGACUGCGGUUUGCAUCGGUCUACUUUCGAAGUGCUUUAGUACUGCCUACUACCUUACCCAGAAGCUCGGCAAUCAUGGCUGAUGCCACUGUCAAGUCCGAAGCAGAUAGUGUAGGAAAACCUAUCACCAUCCGACGCAGUGCGAGGAAUGCUGGGAAGAAUGGUGUAAAUGUACCAAUCAAACAAGAAAAUCUGCCUGCGAACGUAGCAACACCUCCAGCAAAUCGCCAAAGGAAAAGAGUUAGGGUCAAGAAUGAGGAUGAGGAAGAGACAGGCGAAGCUAAGCCUGUAACCAAGUCAGCGAAAAGAAAGGCUGCAUCUACUGCUGCACCAUCGCGGGUCAAAGCUGAGACACUCAGCCCCAGAAAAGACCUUGCAAGCAGGGCAAAGAAAGGCAGAAGCAAAGAGGGCAGCAAGGACAAGGGUACGGACAGGGACAGGGAUAAGGAAGAGGAGCUCCGGGCGAAGAAACUGAAGUCCUACUCGCAAUUCGCCAACACGUCGCCGUACCCGGACUUCCCGCAGCCAACGCCCGAGGAGUGCCAGCGCGCCUACGAUGUCCUGGCCAAGCUUCACGGGGAGCGGAAGCGGCCGGAGAAGGUGCUCAGCGCGCCGAGGGACCGGGCCGGGUGCGGGGACUCGCCGUCGGUGCUGGACGCGCUGGUGCGCACGGUGCUCUCGCAGAACACGAGCAACAGCAACAGCGCGCGCGCGAAGCUCGACAUGGACGCGGAAUACGGCGGGUCGGACUCCGAGGAGCGGUGGGGGGCCAUCGCUUCGGGCGGGGCCGCGAGGCUCGAGAAGGCGAUCGCGAGGGGCGGGCUGGGCGGCGUCAAGAGCCGCGUCAUCGUCGACAUACUGAACCAGGUCAAGCUGCGCUACGGCAAGUACUCGCUGGACCACCUGCUCGAGAUCGGGCUCGAGGCCCGCGGGGGGGACGACGACGACGAGCGGGCCAUGCGGGAGCUCCUCUCGUUCCGCGGCGUGGGGCCCAAGACCGCGAGCUGCGUGCUGCUCUUCUGCGUGGGGCGCGCCAGCUUCGCCGUCGACACCCACGUCCACAGGCUGACGGGGAUGAUGGGGUGGCGGCCCGGGUCGGCGUCGCGGGACGAGGCGUUCUCCCACCUCGACGCGAGGGUGCCGGACCCGCUGAAGUACGGCUUGCACGUCCUGCUCAUCGAGCACGGCCGGACGUGUGCCGAGUGCAAGGCCGGUGGGAAGAGCUUGGGGAAGUGCGAACUUAGACAGGCGUUCAAGAGGAAGAGUCGCGACGGAGAGGAGGAGAUGGCCCGGACGGCGGAGGAGAAGAGCGCCAAGAGCGAAGAAGACGGCGGCGGCAAUGGGGACGGGAAGUAAGGGUGCGAACCUACCAAAGUGAAGCGGGUAGUGGAGCUUACUUACUAUGUUGUCGGAUCAGUUGAUAGGUCUAGAUGAGGAGUCACUUAGUGCUUAGCUGGCGUUUGGUUGAAGUUUACAUUCUCUCAAGUGCGAGAAGACCUAAGUUCUUGUCCUUCCUUCUUUACGAUUAUUCAUAGAAAUCUAGGGAAGAUGUAGUCGGCUUUGGGCCUAUUCUAACCUAACGUCUUCUGAGCUAGGUAUUUUAUCCCUCAUCUCCGUAUAUCAUCGCAAUGUUCUCGGCGCAUGUUCUCGCGUACCCUUACAUUCGUUUCUAGGCUUUAAUUAUAGUUAGUUAGUCGAUGUAGCGAGUAGUUGUAUCGCAUGCUUCAUAUAAUGUCUCGCG
Messenger RNA from Daldinia caldariorum, 1994 nucleotides. RefSeq names its product DNA glycosylase. The transcript has a single exon. Gene Ontology annotation, biological process: base-excision repair. The coding region runs from base 329 to 1609 and encodes 426 amino acids. Gene Ontology annotation, molecular function: catalytic activity. Lineage: Eukaryota; Fungi; Ascomycota; Sordariomycetes; Xylariales; Hypoxylaceae. The record is from RefSeq and is a predicted model, not a curated record.